Messenger RNA from Cololabis saira (Pacific saury), 5869 nucleotides. RefSeq names its product bone morphogenetic protein 3 (gene bmp3). The coding region runs from base 368 to 1759 and encodes 463 amino acids. The transcript is spliced from 3 exons. Gene Ontology annotation, molecular function: cytokine activity; growth factor activity. Gene Ontology annotation, cellular component: extracellular region. Gene Ontology annotation, biological process: BMP signaling pathway; SMAD protein signal transduction. The record is from RefSeq and is a predicted model, not a curated record. NCBI's taxonomy places the organism in Eukaryota, Metazoa, Chordata, Actinopteri, Beloniformes, Belonidae.
GGGACGGUUGGCUGCUGGUCCUGAAAUCAUCCGAGAGCGUCGGUGUUUCUCCAUCUGCGGGAUCACCACCUGCCGCUGCGAGUCGGGGCCCUUUCUUCUCCUCCUUUUCCCCUCUCCUCUAACUGUUGCACGUUUAGUUGUCAAAAGCAGAGACACCACUUGGAUAAACACCUUCCUCUCUUGCUGGGGCUGGUGUCAGAGGUGAUGGUAGCUGAGGACUCAGGUGGUGCUAUGUCCUUUUUGGAAGUAAGGGACAUUUUUUAUUUUUUGGUUUGAUUUAUUUUCUUUGGGGUUUUUUUUUUUUGGAGACGUACUAGGUCUUCAACAAGCCGUUCUUUCCCACAAUUGCUCUGAUUCCCCCUCAAGUAUGGCACUCUGUUCUCAGUUUGUGAUCGCGCUGCUUUACGGAUGGAGUUAUCUGUGCGCUGGAUACUGCGCGAUGCUGAAAACGGACAGUUUCCCCGAGAGGCGGAAGGUGGAUUUUACGCAUUCGGUGGAUAAAAAGUUUACGACGAAGGAAGAUCGGGACUUGCUUUUACAGGAUACAAUGACGGAGCACAUGCAGAUGCUUUACGCGAAGUACAACCGCGCUGGAUAUCCCUUCAGAGACGGCAACACCGUCCGCAGCUUUAAAGCGCACUUUGGUACUAUAAACAAGAAACAACUGCAGAUUUUCAACCUGACCUCGCUCACCAAGUCCGAAGACAUCCUGUCAGCCACUCUUCAUUAUUACAUCGGAGACCUUCAGAACGGCACCUGGGGCUGCUCCCGGUCCGGCAGCUGCGCCCGCCACGGCCUCCGGAGACACAGCCGUGUCCAAAUGGUCAUCUGGAGUUUUGCUUCCAUGGAUAACAAGAUGAGGAGCCUCGGCCACUUCCGGAUCAACGUGUCCACCCUCUACAGGGACUUCAUAUCUUGGCAGUGGAAGGACGUCACUCGCGUGGUCAAUCAGGCCAAGCAUCACGACGAGCUGCUCAUCGGCAUCGACGUUGUCUCGCAAGGACCCCAGCCGUGGAAGAAGCUGCUGUCGGACCGCUCGCCCUACAUCCUGGUCUACGCCAAUGACUCGGCCAUUUCGGAGCCUGAGAGUGUAGUCGCCACCCUCCAGAGACACCACCAAGUGGGGGGUGAGGGCUCCCUUUCCAACAGCUUCCACAAGCUGGGACUGCACGAGCGAAACGACACCGAGCAGCAGCAGCAGCCUCGGCACAAGCGCUCGGUGAAUGUUCUCCUCCCUUUGCAAAACAAUGAACUCCCGGGACCCGAGUAUCCGUACGAGAAAGCCGGGUGGGAUGAGACGAGUCCGUACGAGCCUUUUGAAAACACGCAGGCCCGCCGGCCGCGGAAAAAACUGCGCAAGAAUCACCGGCAAAAGGUGCCCCUGCUGCAGUUCGAUGAGCAGACGAUUAAAAAGGCACGAAAGAAGCAAUGGAACGAGCCCAGGAACUGCGCUCGGAGGUACCUGAAGGUGGACUUCGCCGACAUUGGAUGGAGCGAGUGGAUUAUAUCGCCCAAGUCGUUCGAUGCCUACUACUGCUCAGGGUCCUGCCAGUUCCCCAUGCCAAAGGCUCUGAAACCUUCCAACCACGCCACCAUUCAGAGCAUAGUGCGAGCUGUUGGCGUCGUCCCCGGCGUCCCCGAGCCAUGCUGCGUCCCCGAGAAGAUGUCCUCCCUCAGCAUCCUGUUCUUCGACGAGGACACGAACGUGGUCCUCAAAGUCUACCCCAACAUGACCGUGGACUCCUGCGCCUGUCGAUAGCUCUCUCGUCGUCUUCAGUGGCUGCUCGCAUGCUCGAAAAGAAAAAGAACGGACAUGCGCAGCCGAAGACGUGGUCCCUCUUCCUGUUCCUUCAGUCACACACUCAUUUCCGUACAAACAUCCCUUUUCCACAGGAGGAGAGCGCCACCUGCUGUUCCAGGUGAAGUAAUGGAUCGUGUGAGAAAUCCGAGUGGAAGGUUACUGGAAUUGACAGUGGAAACUCCAUGCUUUGAACACCCGCACGCCCUUUAUCUGUGUAUUUGUCAUCGCUGCUCACUUAUCUCGGUUCACAGGAUGGAUGCGACCAUAAACUCACUACACAAACACCAACUGAGGCCUAAAGGAGACCAAAAACUGAGGGGAAAUAUUCAUGUUUUGAGGUGAACUGAUCUCGGCUUGAGUCACCUCUGCUCGCAGCUGCAUGUUCUUGUUACGACAUGUAAGUAUUUAAGUCUGUACUAUCACUGUGUUAUACUCUAUAUCCGAAGAUAGUGUACAAUUACUGACCAGGCUGCUAUAAAAGGUUAUAUUGGAUCCCAAAGCCACAGUUGUGAUGUAGACCAUAGAUUGCCUUACAUGUUUGUAUUCAGAUAACUCCUCCACUGUUGUAUAGAACCCACCUUGUAAUAGUUUAUUAUUUGCAGGAAAGUAAGCUACUUUUUUUUUAAUGGUCUUUUAAUAUUUAAGAUCUCAAGGAGAUAUAAUUUUUUUAUUUCGCCAAGAUAACAGGAAUGAAUUUCAAACUUGAGGGGAAAUGGCAUGAAAAAGGACUACAUGGAGCAAAAGCUGUCAGCGUGUUCAUUACGAGUGCAACGCUCCAGGAAACUUACUGGAAACCGUUACUAGGCAUGGAAACAUUUGGAUAAAAAUCAGAUAAACUGCUGGAGCCUGGUGUUAGGAUUAUUUUUUUAUUGCCUUGUUGAAGUUCGGAGUAUUUUGCUAUCAUAUAAUGAUUAAAAUCUUGUAUCAUAUUUACGAUGCUGAAUUACAUUCUUGAUGAAAAGCAUUUACAAAGCACCGCAAAUGCAUAUCAAGUCAAUAUACACUGCUGUUCUGGGAGCAUUUUUACUUUGCAUAUCAUUAAAACUCUUCUUUUUUUGUUUCAUUAAGGUAUAGCUGUAGGGCUGGGCGAUUUUGGACAAAAAUAAAAUCCCGAUUUUUUUCUCUGAAACCCCGAUUUUCGAUUUCGAUUUCGAUUUUUUUGGUAAAACUACAAAAGACAAUGGAAUAAAUUGUUUAAAAUAUUUUAUUUUAAUUUUUAAAGAAAAAUAGCAAACAAAUUUCCCUAUUGGGAAUGCAGUGCAAUUGAAAGAUACUGUAAAUCCUCCUUGAGUUUAGUAAAGUGACAACAUUUACAAUUUUCUUGACCAAACAAAGAUGACUAGACGAGCUCUGUCUGUUAUGCAGCCAGCUGCAAAAAAGGAAAAUCGAUUUUCCGAUUUUCCUUUUUUAACAUCGAUUUUGAUUAAUAAAUCCGAUUUAGAUUUUAAAUCGAUUAAUCGCACAGCCCUACGCGAUGUUGGCAUGAGUGAAUAUCUCAAUUUUUAUCAAGGAUGUGUUCUGUGUAUAUAAUAUAAAAGACUCGGACGUUCAAACUGUGGUUAAACGGCUGUUUUGAAGCAUCAAGUUUGGCCGUCAGCAACAUCCUGUACUUUGAAGCCAGGAAGUGACCACAUUUUGGAUAAUUGAUGCUUACGGGGAAGAAAAAAGCUUUAUAGCAAUACUACCUUUGACCACAUGGUUGCAACAUAUCACGAGAAAGUUCGUGUCUGGCAUAAACGCAACAAAGUGCACCUGUAGUGGGACGGAGUAGUAUUAGAAGACAUGCCGGAUCGUCUCCACUCAUUAACACAGUAUCGACAGUGGCUCUUUUGUAGCCACUGCAGAUCAAUACAGAAAAAGGUGGUAUUGCUGCAUAGUUAGCCUGGCUAGCCACAAAGAAAAUACUCUCUUGAAACUGGUUUGGGACCCCUCCCAAUAACAACUAUUUUCACUGGCACUGGCUACUUCUUUAUAUGGAAGAGAGUUAGGACAGCUGACCAGGCUAACACACGCUGGCUUAAACACCUAACAUACUUUUAAUAACCAUAGGACUCCACGUAUACAUAUCAGAAGGCGUGAACUCAAUAUACAUCAUUAUGAUUCAUGGUUUCAAAAACAAUUAGAUUCUGUUUAUUCAUGACAGGAAUAUAUUGUUUUUGAUUUAGAGUAUGUUAUGGACCAAGCAUGUUGGGGUCAUCAAUGGCGUUCCCUUGCGUUAGAGAGUAACUACAUCGUAUAUAUAGCUUGUGUCGUCAGCUGGAUGGUCUUUAGGGACUGAAAGUUGUUUUUUUUCUACUACUCUUUUACAUUAAAGCAGCACAAAGGAGUUUUUCUUUUUUUAAUGUUAAAAUAUCAGUUUCAAUUUAAUUUGAAGGAAUUUCAGGAAGUGUCAUCUAAACUUUGGACUACCGGUCCAGUUGUCUAUUGAGCCAACUGUGUAUCGGACAGUGGACAUCAUGUAAUGACAGAAGAGAAAAUGAGGCACUGAAUAAGAGACCAAAGAGUACAUCGUAGGGUGCGACCACUCCAGCCAAGUGGUACCGUGCCUUGUCCAGGCACAAUUGACCCUCCCCCUGAAUUUCCCCGCUGGCCCACAUUCGUUUUACUGCCGUCUAUAUUGAACUCGAGCACGAUCACUCAAAGUGCCUGCAGCCUCAGAGAAUCAGAUACUAGGGAAAACUGGAUAAGAAUAGGUUUCCAGCAGUGCUGCGUUUUUUAAAUUAUUACUAUUAUUAUUAUUAUUAGGUCUGGGAUUAUGUCGGUGUAAUGCUACACAUUAUGCAUGCCAGCUGUCGGGAAUCGUGCUGUGGUCAAGCAACAAAAGCGCUGACCCUUGCCAUAAGAAACCAGGCUUCAGGGGUCGGCCACGCCUGCGAAUGUGUCCUCGGACAAUACUGUAAAAGCGACUUCACAUCCACGCCUGUAGGGGGAGCUGUUGAGCUAAAAUGGUAAAAGUUCCUUUGUGCUGCUUUAAAGUGGAUCCUAUGGUCGCAUGGACGGCGUUUGUUGAAAGCAACAAGAAAACAAUCAAUCUUUUUAUGCAAUUUGUUUAAAAAAAAAAAAAAAAGAGCUAACCUGUUAAAACUGCCGUAAGUUCUGCGUUACAGCUUCUGAAAACCAAAUAUUUAUUCAGAGCAAGUAGACUUUAAGUAUAGCGGUAAAGUUUUUCUGUGUUGUCCUUUUGGAGACUUGUACAUUGUUUUGUAUAUAGCUCACUGAUGAAAACUUUGCGUUGCUUCUCUGAAAUAGCCGUGCCUCGUGAAUGGGCCAAUUUUGGCCCUUCAGAGUUGCUCGGUCCUUCACGCGACCGAGCUCACGCUUGCAAUGAAGCCCAAGUCCAACCACGCAACUGGAACAUAUUCCUUCAUGGUACAGAGGGACCAGAGGGCAUCUUCUUUCCACAAGUGUAACUGCCGGCUGAAUCUAUCCAGACGUGUAUCUCAAGUAAUUCACUACUUUGAUAUUCCAGAGACAUUUAUUUUGACGUGUCGAUACGAGAUUGUUUAACUCUGUGUUUUCAUGUUUUCAAGUUCGUCUCGUGCCAAUUCAGAUUUAAGAAACGAUUUUUGUACAUCAGAGUCACCUCCUCUGGCUGUGCAGACCUGAUGACCGCUGAAAGAUGGGGCCUUUAUUAGUAUUAUUAUAAUUAUUAUUAUUAUGAUGAUUUUCUCUCAAAUUUAAACUCCACUCAGGUCUGAACUUCCAGAGCGUGAAACACAGGACAUUUAACUGUUUCAGCAGUUUUCACUGACUCAUCCUCAUUGCUCUCUUAUAUUGUAAAUGUUAAACUUUAGCAAAAGGAAAAAAAAACAAUGCUUGUACAAUAAGCUUCAUAAAAUAUAUUUGUAUAUGGAAAAAGACCUUUAACAUGUAUCUAUUUAUUUUCUCUAUGUUGCAUAUCUUGUAGUGGUGUGUUUUGGGAAAGAGGGACCAGAGCUCCACGAUGAUGGACAUUUUGUAUCUGUGAUGGACAUUUGUCACAACUGAUGUGGUUAACCAUCUUUUAAAGGUCUCCCUCCUCUGAGCGACAACCCUCCUCCCAAAACAUUCAAAGAAAUGAAUAAAAGU